This is a messenger RNA of Phaeoacremonium minimum UCRPA7, 1065 nucleotides long. Its product is annotated as putative mitochondrial import receptor subunit tom-40 protein. The transcript is spliced from 3 exons. Gene Ontology annotation, molecular function: transmembrane protein transporter activity. Bases 1 to 1065 code for a protein of 354 amino acids. Gene Ontology annotation, biological process: protein import into mitochondrial matrix. Gene Ontology annotation, cellular component: mitochondrial outer membrane translocase complex; mitochondrial outer membrane. The record is from RefSeq and is a predicted model, not a curated record. Lineage: Eukaryota; Fungi; Ascomycota; Sordariomycetes; Togniniales; Togniniaceae.
AUGGCCACGCCAAUAGAUUCCACGUUCGCCUUUCUGCGCAACAACCCACUGUCUUCAUCAAUCUCCGAUGCCCUUCAAUCAUUUCAGGAUCGUCGAGCAAAGUUGGGUUUAUCGAACCCAGGUACCACAGAGAACUUGGCAAAGGAGGUCCAACGAGAUGUCCUUCUGAACAACUACAUGUUCACUGGCCUUCGGGCCGAUCUCACCAAGGCCUUCAGCUUGUCGCCGCUCUUCCAAGUCUCUCAUCAGUUUGCCAUGGGAGAGCGAUUAAACCCGUAUACCUUCGCGGCUCUAUACGGCACCAGCAAGGUCUUCCUACAAGGCAACGUCGAUAACGAAGGGCAGCUCUCCACAAGAUUCAAUUGGCGAUGGUCCGAUGCUCAGGUCUCCAAAUCCCAAUUCUCGAUCGCCCCAGGCACCGGCCAGGAUAUGGCGCAGUUCGAGCACGAGUAUACUGGCAACGACUUCACGGCGUCACUAAAGGCGCUGAAUCCGUCCUAUCUCGAAGGCGGACUGACUGGUAUCUUCAUUGGAAGCUACAUGCAGGCAGUAACUCCGAGACUUGCUCUAGGAUUGGAGGGUAUUUGGCAACGAGCGGGUCUGACCCAGGGACCGGAAACCGCCGUCUCAUACUGCGCCAAGUACAAGGGUGAGGAUUGGGCUGCCACUGCUCAGCUCUCUGCGCAAGGCGGUCUCAACACGACCUUCUGGAGGCGUCUUUCUGAGCGAGUUCAGGCCGGUGUCGAUAUGACGCUGUCUCUCGUCCCCGGACCUGCUGGUCUUCUUGGCGGUAGCAUCCAGAAGGAAGGCGUCACGGCAUUUGGAGCGAAGUACGACUUCCGGAUGUCCACUUUCAGGGCGCAGCUUGACUCAAAGGGAAAGCUUAGCUGUCUGCUUGAGAAGCGUGUAGCUGCCCCCGUAACUAUGACCUUUGCUGCUGAUGUGGACCACGCAACUCAACAAGCGAAGAUCGGCCUCGGCAUCUCAAUUGAGACCGGCGGAGAGGAGCUCCAGGAACAGCAGGAGAUGUUAGGAGCCCAGCCAUCCCCUAACAUCCCCUUCUAA